This is a messenger RNA of Quercus robur (English oak), 789 nucleotides long. RefSeq lists its product as uncharacterized. The record is from RefSeq and is a predicted model, not a curated record. The coding region runs from base 1 to 789 and encodes 262 amino acids. The transcript is spliced from 2 exons. NCBI's taxonomy places the organism in Eukaryota, Viridiplantae, Streptophyta, Magnoliopsida, Fagales, Fagaceae.
AUGGUGGAAAAAAUUGAUGAAGCAGUGGGAAGGUUUUCUAUCUCAUGUAAAUUUAAGAAUGUGGUAGAUAAUUUUGUUUGGGCUUUCAUUGGUGUGUAUGGACCAAACUCUAAUCAUGACAGGCGUCUGCUUUGGGAAGAGCUGGCUGGAAUUCAUAGUUGGUGGAAUGUGCCUUGGUGCAUUGGAGGCGAUUUUAAUGUUGUGAGAUUUCCUUCGAAGUGUCUUGGUGCUGACUCUUUCUUUUCAGCCAUGCUUGAUUUUUCAGAUUUUAUUUCUAAACACAAUCUUAUUGAUUUUCCAUUGGAGGGUGGUACUUUCACUUGGUCCAAUUCUAAAGCAGUGGCUUCACGGUCUAGGCUUGACAGAUUUCUUCUCUCUUCUGAUUUGGAAGAGCACUUUCCUAAUAUUCGUCAAAAAAGAUUGCAUAGAUUACUUUCAGACCACUUUCCAGUUCUUUUAGAAGGGGGAAAUUUUCACAGAGGCAGUCGCCCUUUUCGCUUUGAGAAUAUGUGGUUAAAGGCAAAGGGUUUUGUGGAGAAAGUGAGAACUUGGUGGGAGUCCUAUCAUUUUCAAGGUUCCCCUAGCUUUCGGUUUGCAAGCAAAUUGAAAGCUUUGAAGCUAGAUUUAAAGAAAUGGAAUGUUGAAGAAUUUGGCAACGUGGAGGAUAAGAUGAACAAGUUAUGGAAGAAUCUUGAAGUUCUGGACUUGUUGGAAGAUAGUCGUCCUCUAUCAUAUGAUGAGACUUUGGAAAAAGAACGGCUUCGCAUUGAUCUUGAAAAGGUGAAUUGA